AGAGCGCCCUGCUCCUCCUUCAGCUGCUGGCGUCGCCGCGCGGGGAGAAAGAAGCCGUCGCUCCGGCGCGGGGAGAGCUGCACAGCCGCGGGCAGAGGAGGAGGCCGCGGCCGAGCCCCGCAGCCCGAUACCCCCAAUCCAAGCGACCUCCUUUGGAGCAGGCGGAGAAGGUGGCAUAGGCGACCGGGAGGUUUCGCCCACCCGGGACACGCACCCACAGUCACCUCCAAAGAUCCCCCUCCCUGAGUUUCUAGAGGCUGCUCCUUCAUCACCGGAGUCGCCCCUACCUCUCCGCCCCCAACCCCAGAGCAGCAGGCGGGGACCCCCGGAUCGGACGUCCCCAAGCCUCCGGGCACCUGGCUCAGCAGGAGGCUCCCGGCUCGGGGCAGGGCAGGGCCGGCGGCGGCGAGCCGGAGCCCGCCCCCUGCCCGGGCCCCGCCGAGCCCUCGGAGCCCACCCAUGGGGCACCUGCCCCUUGCGCCUCCUUGCCCGGCCGCGCCCAGCCCGGCGUCCCGAGCCGCGCAGGGGAGGAUCCCCGCGCAGUGACCCGGGAGCCACCACAGAGUCUGGGAGGCUCGGCGGCUGGAGCAGCAGGCGGCUCCCCGCAGCUCUCGGCGCUUCCAGGCAGCUCUCCCAGCCGUGCCAGAGGCCGGGCCCGCCAUUCCCAGCCCCGAGCCAUGAUGAAGACUUUGUCCAGCGGGAACUGCACGCUCAGUGUGCCCGCCAAGAACUCAUACCGUAUGGUGGUGCUGGGCGCCUCUCGGGUGGGCAAGAGCUCCAUUGUGUCUCGCUUUCUCAAUGGGCGCUUCGAGGACCAGUACACACCCACCAUCGAGGACUUCCACCGCAAGGUGUACAACAUCCGCGGCGACAUGUACCAGCUGGACAUCCUGGAUACCUCCGGCAACCACCCCUUCCCCGCCAUGCGCAGACUCUCCAUCCUCACAGGGGAUGUCUUCAUCCUGGUGUUCAGCCUGGAUAACCGGGAGUCCUUCGAUGAGGUCAAGCGCCUCCAGAAGCAGAUCCUGGAGGUCAAGUCCUGCCUGAAGAACAAGACCAAGGAGGCGGCAGAGCUGCCCAUGGUCAUCUGUGGCAACAAGAACGACCAUGGCGAGCUUUGCCGCCAGGUGCCCACCACCGAGGCCGAGCUGCUGGUGUCCGGCGACGAGAACUGCGCCUACUUCGAGGUGUCGGCCAAGAAGAACACCAACGUGGACGAGAUGUUCUACGUGCUCUUCAGCAUGGCCAAGCUGCCGCACGAGAUGAGCCCUGCCCUUCAUCGCAAGAUCUCCGUGCAGUACGGUGACGCCUUCCACCCCAGGCCCUUCUGCAUGCGCCGCGUCAAGGAGAUGGACGCCUAUGGCAUGGUCUCACCCUUCGCCCGCCGCCCCAGCGUCAACAGUGACCUCAAGUACAUCAAGGCCAAGGUCCUUCGGGAAGGCCAGGCCCGCGAGAGGGACAAGUGCACCAUCCAGUGAGCGAGGGAUGCUGGGGCGGGGCUUGGCCAGUGCCUUCAGGGAGGUGGCCCCAGAUGCCCGCUGUGCGCAUCCCCCCACCGAGGCCCCCGCAGCAGUCUUGUUCACAGACCUUAGGCACAGACGGGAGGCCCCCCGGGCGCUGGCUUCCGCACAUUCGUCUGCCUUCUCACAGCUUUCCUGAGUCCCCUUGUCCACAGCUCCUUGGUGGUUUCAGCUCCUCUGUGGGAGAACACAUCUCUGCAGCCUCACACCUUCCUCUCCUGGAGUUGGAAGGAAUGUUGAUCCCAGAGGGGUGAGGAUUGCUGCAUCAUAUGGAGCCUCCUGGGACAAGUCUCAGGAUGCAAAGGACACGGAAGGCCAGAUGAGAAGGGUCUCCUCUCUCCUGGCGUAACACCCAGCUUGGUUUGGGUGGCAGCUGGGAGAACUCUCCCAGCCCUGCAACUCCUACCCUCUGGGUUAGCUGCCUCUGCACCCCCUCCCACCCCCAGCACACACACAAGUUGGCCCCCAGCUGCCCCUGACAUUGAGCCAGUGGCGUCUGUGUGUUUGAAGGGGGCGUGGCCACACCUCCUAGACCACGCCCACCCCUAGACCAAGUUCCUCAGCCUCCUCUCCCAGGUCCCUCCGCCCCACAGUUGUGCUUUGUUGUGGUUGCAGCUGUUUUCGUGUCAUGUAUAGCAGUAGAAAUGGAAAUCAUUGUACUGUAAAAGCCUAGUGACUCCCUUCUUGGCCAGGCCCUCACCCAGUUCAGAUCCACGGCCUCCUCUGGGGACGCCUUCCUCCUCUACUCCCAAACAGGGUUUCCAUGGCCUGUCUGCAGCUAGACAUUGACCUCCGCCAUUGAACUCCACGGUUUACAGACAAUUGCACAAGCGUGGGGUGGACAGGCCAGGGCUGCUUUUUUUAAUGCUCCCAUUUCACAGAGGAUACCACUGAGAUUCGGAGGGGACGUGAUCAGCCCCAAGCCACAACCCUGUCCCCUAGCAAGUUCAGGGUACAGCUCCACCUAGAACCAGGCUGUCCUCUACUGUGCUCGUUCCUCAAGCAUUUAUUAAGCACCUACUGGGUGCUGGGUUCACUGUGUCCUAGGAAACCAAGAGGGUCCCCAGCCCUGGCCCCUGCUGCCCCACCACCUUCUGCACACACAGCGGUGGGGAGGCAGGGAAGAGCAGCUGGGACCCAGAACUGAGCCUGGGAGGGGUCCAACAGAAAAGCUCAGGGCAGGUCUUCUCCUUGUGCCCGGGAUUGGGCUAUGCUGGGUCCAACCAUGUACUCAGGCAUGGUGGGUUUGAACCCAUAAACCAAAGGCCCUUGUCAUCAGCUCUUAACAAGUAUAUUUUGUAUUUUAAUCUCUCUAAACAUAUGGAAGUUUUCGGGCCCUAAGGAACCUUAGUGAUCAUAUAAUGGGUCUUUCUGAGGUCCAGAGAGGGUUAGUAACUUCCCCCAGGUCACACAGCAAGUCUGUGGGUGGCAGAAGCAAGCUAGUGCUGGGCAUUCAGUACCUACCACGAUGUGCCCCCUCUCUUGAUGCUUGGCCCCUGGGGCCUUCAGGGCUUUGGGACAUCUUGUCCUCAACCCUCUCCCUAGAUCAGUCUGUGAGGGUCCCUGUAGAUAUUGUGUACCCCAUGCCAAUGUAUAUACAAGUACACACAGAUGUACACACAGAUGUACACAUGCUCCGGCCCCAGCUCUGCAUACCUGCACCUGCAUCUCAGCCUUGGCCCCUGCCUGCGUCUGUGCUGAACGCAGCAGCUCCAACCCCGCCUCUGUCCCCUUCCCCACCCCCUGCCUGAGCCCCCUGAGCAGACCAGGCACCUUGGCUGCACCAGUGUGUGGCCCGCUCUCUCCCAGGCACAGCCCCGCUGCCAUGGAUCUCCGUGUACACUACCAAUAAAAGUGGGUUUGUUACAAAGCUG
Messenger RNA from Chlorocebus sabaeus (green monkey), 3394 nucleotides. RefSeq names its product RASD family member 2 (gene RASD2). Gene Ontology annotation, biological process: signal transduction. Gene Ontology annotation, molecular function: GTP binding; G-protein beta-subunit binding; GTPase activity. Lineage: Eukaryota; Metazoa; Chordata; Mammalia; Primates; Cercopithecidae. The record is from RefSeq and is a predicted model, not a curated record.